AUGGCAGUCCUCAACACCACCGUCUCGUUCAACUUCAGCCUGCCACCCAACUAUGGCAAGCGGCCAAGUGACUGGGCACUCAAGGCAGUCCUCAUCUUUGGGCUGUUCUUCACCAUACUCUUGCUGGGCUGCACCAUGGAAUUCGGCAAGAUCAAAGCUCACUUGUGGAAGCCCAAAGGACUGGCCAUCGCCCUGGUGGCGUAAUACGGCAUCAUGCCCCUCACAGCCUUUGCGCUGGGCAAGGUUUUCCGGCUGAGCAACAUCGAGGCGCUGGCCAUUCUGGUGUGCGGCUGCUCCCCGGGGGGCAACCUGUCCAGCAUCUUCAGCCUGGCUGUGAAGGGGGACAUGAACCUCAGCAUUGUGAUGACCACCUGCUCUACCUUCUCUGCCCUGGGCAUGAUGCCACUCCGCCUGUACAUCUACUCCAGGGGGAUCUACGAGGGGGAUCUGAAGGACAAGGUGCCCUAUGGAAGCAUCAUCAUAUCGCUGGUUCUGGUCCUCAAUCCUUGCACUACAGGGAUCAUCCUCAAAUCCAAGUGGCCACACUGCAUCUGCAGUGUCAUCAAGGGAGGGUUGGUCAUCAUUUUGUGUAUUGUGGCCUACAUAGUCCUGACUGUCAUCAAUAUGGGCAAGAGCAUCAUGUUUGCCAUGACACCACACUUGCUGGUCACCUCCUCCCUGAUGCCUUUCAUCGGCUUCCUGCUGGGCUAUGCUCUCUCUACCCUCUUCUGCCUCGAUGCACGGUGUAGCCGCACUGUCGGCAUAGAGAUCGGAUUCCAAAACGUUCAACUUUGCUUCACCAUCCUCAAUGUGGCCUUCGCUCCUGAAGUCAUUGGGCCACUUUUCUUCUUUCCUCAAUUCUACAUGAUGUUUCAGCUGGGAGAAGGGUUUCUCCUUGUCACCAUCUUUUGGUGCUAUGAGAAAAUCAUGGCUUCCCAGGAUAAAACAAAAAUGAUCUACACAGCUGCCCUAACUGAAGACACAACUGCAGCAGCCCUGGGCAAUCACACACACAAGGAGUGCUCCCCCACCACAGACUAG
Carlito syrichta (Philippine tarsier) is the source of this 1041-nucleotide messenger RNA. It is a transcript of the gene SLC10A1, whose product is annotated as solute carrier family 10 member 1. NCBI's taxonomy places the organism in Eukaryota, Metazoa, Chordata, Mammalia, Primates, Tarsiidae. The transcript has 5 exons. The record is from RefSeq and is a predicted model, not a curated record. Gene Ontology annotation, cellular component: membrane. Gene Ontology annotation, molecular function: bile acid:sodium symporter activity. Gene Ontology annotation, biological process: bile acid and bile salt transport.